CUGUCACUCUCACUAGUGUCAUGUCAUGUGUGUAAGUGUGUUGAUUACAAAACUCGUCUUAAUUAAUUUAAUAUUUAACUAAUUUUCUAACCCAAGCAAGAAAAAAAGCAAGUGUUAUUGUAUGAUGUAGCUAUAUAAUAUAAAUACAUACUGCACCAAUUAUUUAAAUAAGCAAAAACAUUAAAGUGUGUGUAAUAAAACCGUAGUGCGUAACUAGAUUUUUUCUUUUCAUAACUAAUACCUACCUUCAAACUUGUUUGUUUCCUUAUUUAUUACGAUCAAACUAAUAUUCAAAGCUGUACUUUAAUCAGGGUAAAAAGUUAUGUGGAGUUGAACUGCAAUUUUUGUAUAUUUCUCAUUCUGCACUACCAUGAAGAAAGUAGUAUUAUUCAAGAGUGAGUCGGAAGAUUAUGUGAAAGCUUUUCUUGAAUGUAACUACAGAACUGUGUUCGUGGAGCCGCUGCAGUUUGAGUUCACUAAUAAACAAGAAUUGACUGAAAGGCUGCUUCAAGAUUACACAGGAAUUAUAUUCACAAGUCCACGAGCUAUUGAAGCUGUCUCGAAAUGCUGGGACCCAACACGGUUUGUGAUAUGGAACACCAAAAAGGUUUACACUGUAGGUGAUAGUAGCUGUCACAAGAUUAAGUUGCUGCUUGGAUUAGAAGCCUCAGGCAUGUCUUCAGGAAAUGCUGAAAAUCUAGCUAAACAGAUUGUUCAAGAAAAUGCUGCAAGCUCCAGAUUUUUAUUUCCAUGUGGCAACCUGAGAUCAGAGGUUUUGCCAACUAUUUUACAGUCGUCUAGCAUCACAGUAGAUGCACUGACAGUUUAUGAAACUACAGAAAACAAAAAUCUUAAAGCAGAUCUGAUAGAACUUAAUGAGGCAGACAGUCCAUGCUGCAUGGUGUUCUUUAGCCCGUCAGGCUGUGAGUACAUACACCGCCAGCUGCAGACCUUCAGCAAUGCUCUGGCUGAGUUGCCACACUUUGCUAUUGGCAACUCAACUGCAUAUAAAAUUGAGAAUCUUGGGGUUGAGGUAGCUGGGAUUGCAGCCAAGCCAAGGGCAGACAGUGUGGUAGAGUCUAUACAAAACUAUUUUGCAAAUUCACCAAGUAGCUGAUAAAUAUGUUUCAGGCAAAAUGUUAUCAGAAUCCGAAGCAUAAAGAUCCAUAAACAUGUAAUGGCUAAUUAAUGUAUUAAUUACUAAUAAUAUGUAUAUUAGUUGGUAAUAUGUUUCUAACAUUUGGCUUACAGGGCAGAAUUUCACUUUCAUAGUCAACAAAAUUUUUGUAGUUAUUUGGUACCUUGAAUUUUAAAUUUUAUAUAUUUUAUAUUUCUCUCCAUGUUCCUAGUACACACAUUCAUAAAAUGUGACUACAGAGUAUGAUAGUAAUCAGAUAAAAAAUGUCAGUCAUAUCUAGAAAACUUUUGAAGUAAUUUUAUACUUGUAACUGCUGUUUUCUAGCAGUUAAAAAAAUAUAUUAAAAUUGAAAGAUAAUGUUAUGAUACAUACAUAUUAAACUAACCAUCUUAGUCUUUGUAUAUUAUGAAUUAAUCUGGAUGAUAAAGCUAUAUCAGCACUUUUUUAUUCUUUCUGAAACUGAAGCCUAUCUAAUAGAUUUUUCUUUAUCCCUGAAAACGACUACUUACAAAAUUUCAUCAAAAUCUUUCGGACCGUUUUCUAUAUAAACUAGAAUGAAUAUAUUAUUGUAUAACUCACUAAUAAAAUGUCUGUUUAAAGGAUAGUCCUUUUUUUUCUUACUAAUGUGUAAUCAUGGUAGGGUUUUUUUAAACAAUAUGUUUGUUAAUAGUUAGACUGGUAUAAGAGAUAUUUUCCAGAUCUGUACCUGUAUAAGUUUUACAAAAAGUAGGUACACGAGUCGGCAAAUUGGAAUGGAUUCCCGCCAUUCUGAUGACAACCUACUUUGAUUGUAGUACUUUUAUUAAGUCUACUGUUUAAUAGGUUAAGUCUCGAUGUAUAUAAAAUUGUUUUACAGAAAUGGUGUUGGAUGAUGUACAUUAUAUUACUGUUGAUAUAAAAAAUUUAUUUCAUUUUAAACCCAUUUCACAC
Messenger RNA from Spodoptera exigua (beet armyworm), 2068 nucleotides. Lineage: Eukaryota; Metazoa; Arthropoda; Insecta; Lepidoptera; Noctuidae. The record is from the annotation of a GenBank genome assembly.